Rubroshorea leprosula is the source of this 3691-nucleotide messenger RNA. NCBI's taxonomy places the organism in Eukaryota, Viridiplantae, Streptophyta, Magnoliopsida, Malvales, Dipterocarpaceae. The record is from the annotation of a GenBank genome assembly.
CGUUGAUGAUCUAUUGGUAACAGCUGGAAAGGAUUCUGAUGAUCAAUUGGUGCCAAACUCAGGGGCAGAUGCGCGCGAUGGUGGAGUGGUUUGAGUGGCCGAUGACAAGAAGAAAAUGGCAAGCUUAAUAAGGUUUUCCCAAAUCCUCUGCCUUUCCUUCAUGUUGUUACGGUUUCGAGUCCAAAGCGCCUCACCUUCUCAAUCUUCUCCCCAUUCAUCACCACAUUUGUGCCGUCCUGAAGAGCGUUCUGCAUUGCUUGAUUUCAAAAGCACUACUACUAAUUUGACGGAAUACUGUGAUGAUCCUAGUCAUAUAAUACAAACUUGGGACGAGAGUAAAGACUGCUGCUUGUGGAAGGGCAUCACAUGCGACAAGGUGAAAGGUCACGUGAUUGGCCUUGAUCUUAGCUGGAAUUGUCUUAAAGCCAAUCUAACUGCAAAUAGUAGUCUCUUCCGCCUUGAGAAAUUGCAGAGCCUCAACCUUUCUGGCAAUUAUUUUCAUUAUCCUAACAGCUCAUUUGGGCUCAACCGUUGGAAGAGUUUGACAGAUCUUAAUCUUGAAUCUUCAGGAUACAUGUAUGGCUCUCUCCUAUUUGAUGAGAUCUUCUUGCUACCGAAAUUGGUUUCACUCGAUCUCUCUGGUAAUGAUGGUUUGCUUCUUGACAACAUAAAGUUUCAAAUGCUUGUGCAUAACUUAACAGAAUUAAGGUUUCUUAUCCUUGAUACUGUGAAUAUGUCUCUGGUUGUGCCUUCUUCCUUGCUAAACUUGACUUCUUCCUUGGAGCAUCUGAGCCUUAGGUCUUGUAAUUUGCAAGGAAACUUUCCAAACCAAGUUUUUCAGCUAACGAAAUUGGUUUCACUCGAUCUCUCUGGUAAUGAUGAUUUGCUUCUUGACAACAUAAAGUUUCAAAUGCUUGUGCAUAACUUAACAGAAUUAAGGUUUCUUAUCCUUGAUUCUAUGAAUAUGUCUCUGGUUGUGCCUUCUUCCUUGCUAAACUUGACUUCUUCCUUGGAGCAUUUGAGCCUUAGCAAUUGUAAUUUGCAAGGAAACUUUCCAAGCCUAGUUGUUCAGCUAACGAAAUUGGUUUCACUCGAUCUCUCUUUUAAUGAUGGUUUGCUUCUUGACAACAUAAAGUUUCAAAUGCUUGUGCAUAAUUUAACAGAAUUAAGCUAUUGUAAUUUGCAAGGAAACUUUCCAAACCAAGUUUUUCAGCUUCCAUCUCUCCGGCUUCUUGAUUUAAGCAGAAACUCUCAAUUAGGGGGUAAUUUGCCCGAGUCAAACCAGAGUAGUACCCUCGAGUAUUUGUAUCUUUCAUACACAACCUUCUCAGGAGAGCUGCCUCAUUCAAUCGGAAAUCUUAAACUCCUUAAGGAAUUGUAUCUCUAUCAAUGUCAAUUUUAUGGAUCAAUUCCUGGAUCUCUUGCAAAUCUUACAGAGAUAACUCACCUAGAUUUUUCUUCCAACCAUUUGCGAGGGCAAAUACCAAAUGUUUUUGGAAAAAUGCACAAGCUAACUGAUUUGAAAUUAGAUGAAAACAAUUUUGGUGGUGAAAUUCCUGCAUCAAUCUUCAACCUCACCCAUCUUACUUUUUUGUCACUAUCAUCAAAUAAGCUGUUAGGUCGUGUACCAUCUUGGUUGUUUUCUCUGCCUUCUUUAUCCUAUUUAGACCUCCAAAACAACAGCCUUACUGGACCUAUUGAUCAUGUUGAGAUGCCCAGUCUCAUUUUAAAAGAAGUCCAUUUGUCCAAUAAUGAGAUAAAUGGUUCCAUUCCUAGCUCCUUCUUUGAUCUUGUGCAUCUUACUGUAGUCAACCUUUCUUCAAAUAACUUAACUGGCACCAUUACACCCGACAUGCUUUCGAAGCUUGUAGACCUUGAGGAUCUUGAUCUUUCCCAUAACAGUUUGCUGUCUUUGAGCAAUAAUGGCACUGCUGUCAACUAUUCCUUUCCGAACCUCUUGUCUUUAAAAUUCUCUUCUUGCAACAUACACAAGUUCCCCAGUUUCUUAAGGAAGGCAGAGAAAUUGCAAGAAUUGGAUAUUUCCAAUAACAAGAUUUCUGGUCAAAUUCACAAAUGGGAAAUAGAAGGGAUGUCAUUGGGUACAUUAAACCUUUCUUAUAACUUCUUGACUGGUAUAGAUUCAUUUGGUUUUGGAAAUCUUCAAGAUGUUGACCUUAGAUCCAACUUACUACAAGGAUCACUUCCCAUUCUAUCAACAACUAGGGAUUAUAUGGCACAACUCCUCAUUUCAGAGAAUAAUUUGACUGGCGAAAUCCCUUCUUUUUAUUGUAAUUUUACUUAUUUGCAAGUUCUAGUCUUAGCAAAUAAUAGGUUGGGAGGAAAAAUUCCAGAAUGUCUUACAAACUUGAGUAAUCUCCUCAUCUUAGAUCUGCGGAUGAAUAAGUUCCAUGGUAGGAUUCCAAAUUUAUUUGUCAACAACAGUCUCUUGUUAACUCUCAGCCUAAAUGACAACCAGUUGGAAGGGAUACUGCCACGGUCUUUGGUUAAUUGCAGUUACUUGGAAAUUCUAGAUGUGGGGAACAACAACUUGAAUGAUACCUUUCCACAUUGGUUAGGUGUUCUUCCAUUGCUAAAGGUUCUCAUCCUUCGGUCUAAUCAAUUUCAUGGUGUCAUUAGCAAUUCUGUGCCUGCAUUUUACUUCCCUCAGUUGAGAAUCAUUGAUGUCGCACAGAAUGAUUUUAUGGGUCUCUUACCGGGUAACUAUUUCAAAAUUUUGAAAGGGACAGAGAGGGAGCUUGCAAGGAUCUUGAAAAUUUUCACAACUAUAGAUUUCUCGGGCAAUCAAUUUCAUGGACCGAUUCCUGAAGAGCUGGGAGAACUCAAUUCACUUUUAUUGCUAAACUUAUCUCACAAUAGUCUCAGUGGUCAAAUUCCAUCAUCAUUGGGGAAAUUAGUAGAACUUGAAUCAUUAGAUCUCUCCUCAAACAAGCUAGAAGGCAGGAUUCCAGAGCAAUUGACAAAGCUGACGUUUCUAUCAGUUUUGAAUCUUUCACACAAUGAACUUGUGGGCCACAUACCUGAAGGGAAGCAGUUUAGUACUUUCUCAAAUGAUUCCUACAUUGGAAACUUUGGGUUGUGUGGAUUCCCAUUGACAAAGAAAUGCAAAGAACCAAGACCACCUUCAUCACAAUUUUAUGAAGAAGAUGACUCUAUAGUAGUCUUUGAGUGGAAGUUUGCAUUGGCAGGCUAUGGGUGUGGACUAGUGUUAGGACUUAGUCUGGGAUACAUUGCCUUCACUACAGGAAAACCAUGGUGGGUAGUGAAGAAAGUGGAGAAAUAUCAACAAAAAUUAGUUGGAAGGUGCAACCAAAGUUAUAAGCAGAGAAGAAUCCAAAAACCCAACCAAUGCUUUUAAGUGCAAGCUGGUGCCGUUGAUUUCCUACUUCCGGGCAGAUCUGGCAACAGUUGCUUCUUGAGCUUGUUUCCAUCUUUUUCAUGUUCAUUGUUGAUAUGUAGUUGUAUUGACUUGUGUGGGAAUUAUGGUUAUGUAUGAAUUUGUGUUCAUGUCUUUUGUAUUUCUAUUUGCUCUGAAAGUAGUUGCUUCUGUAUUUUUUUUGGUGUAAUUUGUUUCUUUUUGAUGUUAUUUACCUCUGCAUAUUUUCUUCUCUCUUUCUUUGUUUUGGCUGUCUUUGAACGAUGCAUUUUAUUGAAGUAAAAGGUAAAAUUGUUU